Molecule: messenger RNA, 173 nt
Organism: Cetraspora pellucida
Lineage: Eukaryota; Fungi; Glomeromycota; Glomeromycetes; Diversisporales; Gigasporaceae
Source: the annotation of a GenBank genome assembly
AUGCCAUAGUUACAUUGGCUGGUGGUCACGAUUUCGGUGUCAUUGCUGCCAUUUGUGAUGUGAUUAUGUUGACUGGUGGUCACGAUUUUAGUAUCGUUGUUGCUGUUUGUAGGUUUCUUGCAUUUACUGAUACCUUACCUUCAUUGUUGAUGCCAUGCUAUGUUGGCUGGUGA